ACCACACGUGGAUUCCGAGGUCAUCGCAGAAUUCUACACUUAAAAGUGAAAAAUGAGUUUUAUGAAGGAUGCACAAAAGAUGAUGCCAGGCGGCAAGGGUCUGAAAGCAGGAGUAGGACUUAUAGCAAUAGCUGGAGGUGCAAUUUACGGUCUUACUCACUCGUUUUACACAGUUGAUGGUGGUCACAGAUCUAUCAUAUUCAGUCGUAUUAGUGGAGUUCAGCAAAAUGUCUAUCCAGAAGGACUUCAUUUCAGAAUACCAUGGUUUCAGUAUCCCAUUAUUUACGACAUUAGAGCUAGACCAAGGAAGCUCUCAUCACCAACUGGCAGUAAAGAUUUGCAGAUGGUGAACAUUUCCCUGCGAGUUUUGUCUCGCCCAGACCAAAACUUUUUACCACAGAUCUACCGUCAGCUAGGACAGGACUAUGAUGAACGUGUGCUGCCCUCUAUAUGUAAUGAGGUGCUGAAGUCUGUGGUAGCCAAGUUUAAUGCCUCACAGCUCAUCACACAACGUCAACAGGUCAGUAUGCUGAUACGACAAGAGCUGCUUGACCGUGCCCGUGACUUCCAUCUCAUUCUUGAUGAUGUGUCCAUCACAGAGCUCAGCUUUGGCAAGGAAUAUACUGCAGCUGUUGAAGCAAAACAGGUAGCACAACAAGAAGCACAGAGGGCACAGUUUAUUGUGGAGAAAGCAAAACAGGAAAAACAACAGAAGAUUGUCCAGGCGACCGGAGAAGCUGAAGCAGCCAAACUUAUUGGAGAAUCCAUAUCCACGAACCCUGGUUACUUGAAACUGAGAAAGAUCCGUGCUGCCCAAAGUAUUGCCAGAACAGUCUCUGCUUCACAAAACAGAGUAUACUUGAAUGCUGGAAACCUUAUGUUGAACUUGAGUGAUAAGGACUUUGAUUCAGAGUUCAAGAACUUCAAAAAGUCAUAGAAGUAUGGACAAACGUGCUGGCAUGUAAUCUGCUUCAUCGUACAAAUUCCAGUACAGAAUGGCAGAACAAGAAAAGCACUAUCAACCAUUUUCCAAAUUAAUUGUGUGUUAUAGAUAUGGAUGUUAUUGUGUGAAAGGAUGGCUAUACCGCAGACCGAAAAUAAAUCAAAGAGGAUCAUGACAUAAAUAUACAACUUUAUAAUGUAGUACUGGAUUAGUGGACAUUGUGAUUUGAUGUAAUUUUAAGUAUAACUACUGUAUGAUAUAUCUACUCAGUAAGUGUAUUUCUCAAAUGAAUUGCUCUUUGUGAACAGACUUGCCUCUUUUCCAUGGAACACCAUGUUACAAAAUGUUGCAUAUGUAUAAAUUUAUCAAGAGAGGAAUCACAAAUAGAUUAAUCAAAAUAUUUACAAAAUGUCAACAAAUAUAUCGAAGUGUGGAAGUUAAGCCCAAACACAACAGAACAAGGAUAAGUCAUUAUCGGUUUUUGCAAAUAAGUUCGUCACAGUGACAGCUUUUGAUGCUUUUGAGUUCAUCAUUGGUAUCCCAAUGAAUAUUACAUCAGCUUGCCAGAUGUCACCGAGACUGGUUUAAAACUUGAUGUAUUUUACAAGUCAAGGUCAUCAAAAUCAUAACUGUUGUUGUAGAUUCUGUGAUUGGUGAAUAAAAGAUAAACAUUUAUUAAA
Messenger RNA from Ylistrum balloti, 1623 nucleotides. Its product is annotated as prohibitin-2-like. The coding region runs from base 53 to 937 and encodes 294 amino acids. NCBI's taxonomy places the organism in Eukaryota, Metazoa, Mollusca, Bivalvia, Pectinida, Pectinidae. The transcript has 8 exons. The record is from RefSeq and is a predicted model, not a curated record. Gene Ontology annotation, biological process: mitochondrion organization. Gene Ontology annotation, cellular component: membrane; mitochondrion.